Molecule: messenger RNA, 570 nt
Organism: Saccostrea cuccullata (small rock oyster)
Lineage: Eukaryota; Metazoa; Mollusca; Bivalvia; Ostreida; Ostreidae
Exons: 2
Coding region: 97-327 (76 amino acids)
Source: RefSeq, a predicted model, not a curated record
CUUUACCAGUGAAUUUAAAGGUUUAAAAAUAAUCCUUGAUCACCUUUUGUAACACUUACACUGCUAUAUAUAUGUCUCUUUUUAUAUCAGAGAACAAUGGCUUUGUCCGUCUGUCUGCUCAUCCUGGUCGGCUGUGCUGCCUCUGUUGCUGCUGACGGUUACUCUAGGGAACACUUAGCUUAUAACUACGCCCCUAUUAUUCCUGCCUAUGGGGGACUCGGACUUCAGAGUGGCCUCGGGGGUCUCCUCCCCAUUAUUCUCAUUUUUGUGUUUUUGAGCAUUGCUGCGCCUGCGCUGAUUGGGUCCCUACAGUCCACCAGGGGCUGAGAGUAGCUGAUGUACUUGGUUCACGAUCAGUGGGCCAAUGCAGGUAUCGUCUCUUCCAUGCCACUAUUUUCUAUAAAUGUCUAACUUUAGAGUAAGUGCAAUAUCUAUUACAAACAUGCAAUUAUAUGAUUUUGAAUUACAGAAUUCGUUAGACUUGCUGUGUAUAAGGAUAUCCGUGCAGUAUAAUUGGUGAUUUUAUUUACUAUUGUACAAAAUGAAAAUUGUGAUCACCAAUAAAAAUAU